CGUCUUCCUGAGGACUUUCAUAAACCAGCACUGAACGAGUAGGCUACAUGAAUCGGGUGGACAUUGUUUUCCUGAGGAAAUGCAGCCUGGAGACCUAAAAAAUCACCAGGGAGCAGUUUUCCAUAGUCAGGAAAAUGCAAGCAUGUCCUGCAAAAUGGAAAUCUAUGUGAAGCUUAUCUACAGGAAUACAGUAAGGCAGAAACCAAGGGCUCUUCUGCUUGUGUGUGUGUGGCUCCUGUGCUCACAGUCAGUGUCCAGCAGCAACCAAAGCUCUCGAGGCCAAACCGUUAAGCCAGGUACCUGUGAAGUGGUGGCGGCUCAUCGGUGCUGUAAUAAGAAUAAAAUCGAGGAAAGGUCUCAGACGGUCAAGUGCUCCUGUCUCGCUGGACAGGUUGCUGGAACUACCCACACCCAACCUUCAUGUGUAGAUGCAUCAAUCGUGCGGAUGAAGUGGUGGUGUCAAAUGGAGCCAUGCUUAAAUGGUGAAGAGUGUAAAGUAUUGCCUGACCUCACCGGCUGGUCCUGCAGCUCCGGGAACAAAAUCAAAACUACCAAGGUCACACGGUAAAGCAACACUUCUGUGGACAUGUGAUGACAACUCAUAAUUUCACAGGAAUGUAUUUUAAAAUCAGAUCUGCAAAUGUCAACAGAAACACUCGAGCAGAAACAUGCAAACUGUGAACUAUGACUGUGAGAAAAGUUCAGAUGAUGCAAGACAUUAAAUUAUCUUUUGAACUUAAUCAAAGAUUUAUGAAAAAAUUAUAUUUUACCCACAAAAAUAUUGAUCAGUUAUGUUUCUUGAGCAGCAAAUCACCAUAUU
Molecule: messenger RNA, 820 nt
Organism: Pimephales promelas (fathead minnow)
Lineage: Eukaryota; Metazoa; Chordata; Actinopteri; Cypriniformes; Leuciscidae
Source: RefSeq, a predicted model, not a curated record